CCAAAGAUAAUCAGAAAAAAAACGUUGGAUGGAAGGUGAGUUCUCUCCCCUACUGCUCUACUACGGGGAAACUACUCCAUCGGCAGCCCGUACCAGGUGAACCUCUUCAUUUCUUCAAACUCAUGAUCAACCUCCUGUCGGGUGCCAUCGCCAACGGCGGCUUCAACGACGCUGUGGCCGGCCAGGAGCCCGAUGCUGUGUUUGACCUCAUCAUGUACUAUGCCGACCGUAACUUGACCCAGUGCAAGAACUGCCUCCAAACUGCGACCCCUAAAGUGCAGUUGAUUUGCCCGUUCAGCCGGGAGAUGAAGGCCUUCGAUGACACCUGUGUGAUCCGGUACUCCAAUGUGUCGUUCUUCUCCGUUGCCGAUCUGACCAACCCUAACUACACCUGAGACAGUAACAUCGUCACCGACAUGGCCACAAUGAAUGCCACACGGUGGAGUCUUUUGUCCAGGCUAGCAGGGGAGGCCGCCGUCUCCGAGUCCGAGCUACGGUUCGCGAACGGGAGCACACCGUACACGGACUCGCAGGGCACCUCGCAGGUGAUAUACGGGCUGGCACAGUGCACCAGAGACCUCAACGCCAGCGAGUGCAUGAGGUGCCUCACAACCUUAAUGGCGGGGCUGUCGAGCUCGAGCCCGAGCAACACCUACGGCACCGCCGCUACUGCCGUCCCUGCCACUCCCGUCGAUGACUCCCCGACCACAAGAUCAAUCGCCACAGCCCGGCCUGGAGAGGGAUCAGGUGCUCGGCGUGACUGCGGGUUCCGUGGCUUUCGUCAUGUGCACCGGCAACUUGGUUUGAAUUGGUUCCUGCUGCACCGCCGCAGCAUAAAGGCAAGAGAGCACAAACUAGAUGUGUUCGACCGGGGUCCUCUCCAAGAUGAGUCGUUUGAGGAAGGAACAGGGCCAAGACGAUUCCGGUGUCCACCCCUGCCACCACGGCUCAAGAGGUUGAUAAGAUUUAUUUCCUUUUGUAGCUGAAUGGAAUUGAUUUAACACUCAACGUUAUCAAUGCAAGAUUUGCACCAACAUCAACUGUAGCCAGUAAGAACAUGCACGGUCUUGUUCUAUACAGUUGCAUCUGUCCAUGGUCUUGUUCUAUACAGUUGCAAGCUAAGAGGUUGUUAGUUUCUCAUUACCAACAUAAUAUAUUGUUGGAGAUGUCUAUCCUGCCAUUGCAUUAGUGACGUGGUCGGCUGGUGGCCCCUAUUGACGCAGUACUCCGAGAUGCCUAGUUGACCAGAAGCCUCAGUGACGGGGUAUAACCCAGAAGCCAUGAACGACACUCUUAAGAGUUGUCAAUAUGCCGUGGAUAUCUAAUUCUAGUGGAGCGAAUGAUUUGUUGUAUGUGUUCACAAUGAAGACGCCUGCUGAUGUUGAAAAGCACAUGGAAUCAAUUGGUGCGAAAUUAUGCUAUUGUGACAAAAUUUUUGGCCUAUAUUAGUUAUGAUUUGGAUUUAAUAAGGGAGAGGAUCAUGUGAAAACUUGAGAGGAUGUGAGCCCCCAGUCAUGGCUAUGAGGAAAACUAUCCAAAGAGGCACAUGAGCUCAUCGAGCAUUUGUUU
Setaria italica (foxtail millet) is the source of this 1569-nucleotide messenger RNA. RefSeq lists its product as uncharacterized. The transcript has 2 exons. Lineage: Eukaryota; Viridiplantae; Streptophyta; Magnoliopsida; Poales; Poaceae. The record is from RefSeq and is a predicted model, not a curated record. Bases 417 to 986 code for a protein of 189 amino acids.